Messenger RNA from Myotis myotis, 1939 nucleotides. It is a transcript of the gene TRIM21, whose product is annotated as tripartite motif containing 21. Gene Ontology annotation, molecular function: ubiquitin-protein transferase activity; protein binding; zinc ion binding. Lineage: Eukaryota; Metazoa; Chordata; Mammalia; Chiroptera; Vespertilionidae. The coding region runs from base 132 to 1538 and encodes 468 amino acids. The record is from RefSeq and is a predicted model, not a curated record. Gene Ontology annotation, biological process: protein ubiquitination. The transcript is spliced from 7 exons.
GCCCGCCUCCCUUAGACUUGCCUCUUACAGAAAAUCGAAAGUGGAAUAGAAAGCCGGCUGCCGCCCCCUGAGUGCCCGGAAAAGGUCGCCUUAAGAUCUCCACCGUGCUGCUUACUAGGAACAAACCCGCCAUGGCCUCAGCAAAGCCCUUGGCAAUGAUGUGGGAGGAGGUCACAUGCCCCAUCUGCCUGGAUCCCACAGUGGAGCCUGUGAGCAUUGAAUGUGGCCACAGCUUCUGCCAUGAAUGCAUCUCUCAGGUCGCCAAAGCUGGGGGCGGCACCUGUCCUGUGUGCAGGAAGCAAUUCCUGCUCAAGAACUUCCGGCCCAAUCUCCAGCUAGCCAAUAUGGUGGACAACCUAAGGCAAAUCAGCCAAAAUGCUAAGGAGGGCACACAGAAGGAGCAAUGUGGGGUGCAUGGAGAGAGACUUCUCCUGUUCUGUGAGAGAGAUGAGAAGGCUCUUUGCCUGGUGUGUUCCCAGUCUCGGAAACACCGUGACCAUCCUGUGGUCCCGCUUGAGGAGGCUGCCCAGGAGUACCAGGAGAAGCUCCAGGUGGCAUUAAAGAAACUGAGAAAAGAGCAAGAAUUGGCUGAGAAGUUGGAAAUGGAUGUUGUAACGAAGAGAGCAGCCUGGAAGGAGAAGGUUGAGACACACAAGUUGAGGAUCCACGCAGAGUUUGAGCAGCAGAAAAACUUCCUGGCUGAGGAGAAACAGAGGCAACUGCAGAAGCUAGAGAAGGAAGAGAGGGAACAGCUGAGAAUCCUGGGGGAGACGGAGGCCAAGCUGGCCCAGCGCUGCCAGGCCCUGCAGGAGCUGGUCUCCGAGCUGGAGAGGAGAAGCCGGGGCUCGGAGCUGGAGCUGCUGCAGGAGGUGAAAAGUGUCCUGGAAAGGAGUGAAUCCUGGAAACUUGGAGAGCUGGACAUCACCUCCCCAGACCUGAGGAGUGUGUGCCUUGUGCCAGGGCUGAAGAGUAUGCUGAGGAUGUGUGGAGUACACAUCACUCUGGAUCCACACACAGCCAAUCCGUGGCUUAUCAUUUCAGAGGACAAGAGACAAGUGAGGCUUGGAGACACCCAGCAGAAGGUGCCUGAAAAAGAGGAGAGAUUUGAUACUUAUCCUAUGGUCCUGGGUACCCAGUGCUUCGACUCUGGAAAACGUUACUGGGAGGUAGAUGUGACGGGAAAGGAGGCCUGGGACCUGGGUGUUUGUAGAGACUCUGUGCAGAGGAAGGGGCAUUUUAUACUCAGCCCCAUGAAUGGCUUCUGGACAAUUUGGCUGUGGAAGAAAGAAAAAUAUGAGGCUGGCACCUGCCCGCAGACUCCACUCCACCUCUCGGUGCCUCCGGGCCAAAUUGGGAUCUUCCUGGACUAUGAGGCCCGUACUGUCUCCUUCUACAACAUCACUGACCACGGCUCACUCAUCUACACCUUCUCAGGAUGCGCCUUCACUGGGCCCCUACGGCCUUUCUUCAAUCCUGGUUUUGAUGAUGGUGGAAGAAACUCAGCCCCUCUGACCCUCUGUCCUCUGAGGAUGGCAUGAUAGGGAGCCACUGACUGUUGAUGGCUCUCUCUGGACACUAACACCUCCUUUGUUGCCUCCCCCUCCUCAGCCACUCAUCCUGUCUUAUUUCCCAAUGACCUCCGAACUGCCUUUGUCUCUGCAGAGGUGUCGGGAUACCAGCAAGCCAGGUUUGACAAGGAGGUCACUGAACAUCUAUGUCAAGUGAUCUUCAACCUCAGUAUUCCUGCCCUAGAUUGCUUAUGAUUCCCUCUCCAAAAGAAACUACUUAUAUUUGGUCCAAACUCAUCUGGAUCAACCAAAACAUGUUCUGCCUUCUCUUUUUGUUUUCCCCAUCUCUAGGCCUUUGCUCAGAUCUCUAUUUUAUUUUACAUAGUUUGCAAAAGGGCUUCCCAAAUAAAUUGUGCCUCUAUCCCAUUCAA